AUGUGUGCCAAGAGAUUAUAAGCCUUGUGGUCUAAGAUUUAAGGUUUUAGUGUUGAUUUGAAUAAAACAGUUCUUUAGAAUAUCAAGUGUAUAGAGCAGUGUCAGUUUUUGUUCAGUGUAGAGCUAACGUGUUGGACUUUAAUAAAAUAAUUUAAAAUAUGGGCAAGCUCGUCCUCAUCCUAGCGCUACUCCUCGGUGCGGGGGCGUUGACCUGGAAGUACCUGUGCAAGGACUGCCACCCCCCCUCACCCCCCAACCUCACCGACGAGUGGUGGGGGCCCAAGCAGCUGAUAGGGAAGGUGGACCACACGAUUAGGCCGUUUAAAGUCAAGUUUACUGAGGAGAUGAUAAAAGACCUCCGCUCCCGCCUCGACAACCACCGUCCGCUGACCCCUCCACUAGAAGGCACGGCUCUAGAGUACGGUAUGAACUCCAACCAACUGGAGGAGAUCCUCAAAUACUGGUCGAAGAGCUAUCCAUUUGAGAAGCGAGAGCAGUACAUGAACCAGUUCCCGCAGUUCAAGACUAAUAUUCAAGGACUUGACAUUCAUUUUAUUAGGGUGAAGCCUGAGGUGAAGCCCGGAGUAACUGUAGUCCCCCUGUUGCUCCUCCACGGCUGGCCCGGCUCCGUGCGAGAGUUCCUCGAAGUCAUCCCGCUGCUGACCAGGCCAAGGACUGGACACAACGUAGUGUUCGAAGUGGUAGCCCCUAGCCUGCCGGGCUAUGGUUUCUCUGAUCCAGCAGUGCGUCCGGGUCUAGGCGCCGCCCAGAUGGGAGUCAUAGCUCGCAACCUGAUGAAGAGACUCGGCCACCAGCGCUUCUACGUGCAGGGCGGCGACUGGGGCGCGGUCAUCGGGGCUGCCAUGGCCACGUUGUACCCUGAGGAGGUCGUCGGGUUCCACAGCAACAUGGCUUAUGUUAAUAACCUCUGCACCAUGCUCAAGACCCUCAUCGGCUCCAUCAUGCCGUCCCUCAUAGUGGAGGAGCACCUCGCGGAUCGGAUGUACCCUCUCGGCACCUGGCUGUCGUAUGUGAUGGAGGAGUUCGGGUACAUGCACCUGCAGAGCACUAAGCCUGAUACUGUCGGUGUCGGCGUAUCAGACUCGCCUGCCGGCCUAGCGGCGUAUAUCCUGGAGAAAUUCGCCACCUGGACCGUCCGAGGCACCAAGGCCCUCCCAGCGCACCUGAACAGGGAUGCCCUCAUUGAUAACUUGAUGAUGUACUGGGUGCCAAACAGCGUAACUACGUCUAUGCGACUGUAUGCUGAGACCAUGUCGUCCAAGUAUAGGGCCAUGAAGUUGGAUGACAUCAAGACCCCAGUACCGACGUGGGUGCUCCAAGCAAAACACGAGCUGUUCUACCAGCCAGCCUCCAUCCUGAGGACAAAAUACACGAACCUCCUCAACACAACAGUCUUGGAUCACGGAGGCCACUUCAUAGCUUUCGAACAACCAGCCAUAUUGGCUCAGGAUGUGUUUACAGCUGUCACUGAGUUCAGGAGGUGGCAUGAUGAGCAGAGCAAAGCUAAGACUGAGUUGUGAAUUAUGUGAUUUUAUUGUUACACUUUGCACGGUAUAGAAUUAUGAGGAUGGCGUUUAUCAGCGGCUGCUACACGGGUUCGUUAUCGACGUCCAAAAACUCGUUUAAUGCGCGUUCUACUCAUUUUCAAUUUUUACUAAUCACAGCGUCGUAUUUAUGGCGAAUAAGGAUAUAUAGUGACGUUUAUAUACGUCGAUAACGAACCCGUCUAGGAGCAGCAGAUAGGAAUAUUUAUCAAAUCAAGCUACAUAUACAUAUUAUUACUAGCUGACAGAUGUCACCCGCAAUAUCAUACAGCUCAAAUAGCAUAGGUAGGUAUCUGUUAUUUUGGUUAAAUAUUUUUUGUACGAACAAAGGGUUUUUUAAAUAAAAUGCUUCGGUAUCUCCAAAGUUUA
This is a messenger RNA of Plutella xylostella (diamondback moth), 1934 nucleotides long. Its product is annotated as juvenile hormone epoxide hydrolase. Gene Ontology annotation, molecular function: epoxide hydrolase activity. Gene Ontology annotation, biological process: epoxide metabolic process. The record is from RefSeq and is a predicted model, not a curated record. Lineage: Eukaryota; Metazoa; Arthropoda; Insecta; Lepidoptera; Plutellidae.